Molecule: messenger RNA, 1086 nt
Organism: Camellia sinensis
Lineage: Eukaryota; Viridiplantae; Streptophyta; Magnoliopsida; Ericales; Theaceae
Source: RefSeq, a predicted model, not a curated record
AUGGAGAAGACGAAUCUGAGCCCUCAAGCACCGGUCUGGAGCUACCCAAUGGAGUCCAUUGGACCAAUAACAUGCACAAAGGAUGGCACAUAUAUUGUUGGUGGAGCCCUUUCUGGAAAUGCUUAUGUUUGGGAGAUUACAAAUGGAAGAUUGGUCCGGACUUGGUGCGCACAUCAUAAAUCAGUGACUUGCUUGACAUUUUCCAACGAUGAUUCAUUUCUUAUUUCUGGUUCAGAAGAUGGCAUGAUCAUUAUUUGGCCUAUGAUCGGUUUGGUAGACGAGACAGAUUGUUGGACUGUGCCUUUAAUACUAAAUUUUUCAUUAGAGCAUUCAUCCUCUAUAACGGGCCUAUUAACUGCAUCAAAUAGCUCAAGUUCAAUUUUUUUAUCAAGCUCUCUCGAUGGCACAUGCAAGGUAUGGGACCUGGUUACUGGAAGACUUUUACAAACUCGAGCUUUUCCGCUACUAAUUACUGCAAUAGUUGUUGAUCCAACAGACAAGAAGUUAUUUUCUGGUAGUGCAGAUGGAACAAUUUUCUUGAAUACACUUGAUUUUGGAGUGGUGGAAGAUACUUCAAUUGUUUUAGAGGAUGAGCCAACCUUGCUAAUGGGACACAAUGGAUCUGUAACUACUUUGACAUGUUGCGGAUUGGGCUUGGUCUCUGCAUCUGAAGAUUGCACUGCCUGCCUUUGGGAUGUUGUCAAUUGUGUAAUCAUUCGAAGAUUCAACCACCUAAAAGGUUUCAUAACUAAUUUGGUUGUGAUCCCACAAUUGUCACUGUUUCCUAGGAUGAACCAUAAUUAUAAAACCUUUAACCAGUUCAGAGUUUCUGUGCUUCAUAAGUAUCCUAAGCCAGCCAACUCAUCUGAAGGAGUACUUACUUACCUACCUUCAAGUUCUUCUAGGGAUAAAGGUCAUUGUAUUGCCUCUGAAUUUCGGACCACCGAUUUAUUGAAACAACAGAUCCUUGAGUUGGAGCAACCUUCCAAUGUUAGCUUAACCAUAGUUCAGAGGAAGAGAAAGAUUGCCAAUGUUGUUGAACAAGGGAAGGAGCACCAACACCAUCCAGAGCCACAAGGUUCUUAA